UUCUACCCCCCUCCGAGUCAAGUUGUUCUUCACCAAUAGGAACGAAAUGGUAUCUACUAGUUGGAUUUGCCUGAGGGAUUGUUAGUUUGUUGUGUAGAAGAGAUGAGUCGGUACCGUGGAUUUAAGUUAGAAAUGAUCUGACGUUCAAACGAAUUAUCACCUUGAGAGUAAUCGAUGGCUGCUUUGGCAGCUUUGUUCUUCCUAUUUCAAGUGGCCCGGUCGCAAUGGUUGGUGCCGGAAACGUGCGUUGUAUCGGAUUCGUACACCAAAGUGAACCCAGAUGCGGAUGUGACCAUAGGUGUGAUUCUAAACGUCCACGAAAGAGGAGAAGGCGUGUACGGAUGCGGAAGACCGAGUCGCCAAGGAGUGGAAGUGUUCGAAGCUAUGAGAUGGGCCGUCUCUCUUCUAAAUCAAGAUUACGGAGAAAUUAAUAGGAAAGCGGUGACCGAGUCGUUUAUUCCUGGCGUUAAGAUUGGGUUGCAAGUAUAUGAUAGCUGCAAUCAUCCGGAUGUAAGUACGAAACACGUGACUUCACUGUUUCCGGUUUUAAAGUCUGGUUCAAUGACCUGUAGACCCGAAAACGGUUCCCUUCUGGCAGGAUUAAUUGAAAUGAAUGCAAUACGUGAAAAUCGUCUUCUAAUUGAAAAUCUCCGAAGAUAUCUAAUUCCUGUUAUCUCUGUUCGUAGUAACAUUGUUCCCGCUGAACAGUUAGCUAGAGUUCUUGCAGAAAUUGCCCAUGACCUCGAAUGGGAAAGAUUUGCCAUCAUCCAUUCUCAAGAUGAACAUAGUUUUCAAGUAACAAAAAAGUUGGGUCAAAUUAGCCAAAAUGGAAAACCAUGUAUUAUUGCGACACAUUCCAUUUCAUCCGAACAUCCUGUAAAUCUAAAACUACUCAAAAAAAUGUUAAUAACUUUUACUAAUAGAUUAGAAAAUAAAACCGCCGUAUUAGUUAUUAUGGAUGAACAAACUCUCACGGAAUUAAUGCGAGUGAUGAGUGAAGUGCCAGAUAUAGUCAGACGUUUGCAAUGGUUAUUUUCGUGGAUCCCACCCGAAACAGAAUUGGCAAAUAUAAUCAACGGUUCACAGAUUUAUAGCGUGUCACCCUAUCCGAGUACAAUUCAACAGUUUGAAAGUUAUUGGAGUAAUCUUCAUACAAGAAAAGCUACUACUUCGAUAACGGAUCGUUGGUUUUUAAAUUUUUUCACAUACAAUAAUCAAUGCCGUCUCAAAGGAGAUCCUUCAUUGUGCACUUCAUCGAUAGAACAACCAGUUACAGAAUUAAGAAGGACAUCUAGAUUUUUGGCUGCUUUUCACGCUGUUUCUACUUAUGCCCACGCUUUGAAAAAAAGUUGGGAAGUUUUAUGUGAUUCUGUGCCUGGUAUUUGUAAUGCUUUUAGACAGAUGGCUCGUCAACAAUUUAUAGGGCAGUUUCUCGAAUCUGUUGACUAUUAUCAUAGCGAUUCCAACCGUAGCCCCCCUGAAAUGAACGGACAAAGAGUUUCAACUAAUCGUGAAGGCGAAAUUACUGGUUUGAAAUUGGCAUUAACUUUAUACAGAAUGGAUUCAGAACAGAGACUGCAUUACACUCAGGCCGUAGCAUACGAUGCAGAUCAUGCAGAAGUAGUAGACAUCAAUGCAAAGUACAUACCGUCACUCUGUCCGAAGGAAGGAUGCAACGAUUGCAUAAAGAUAAGACAAUCAAGAAUGGAAGAAGAUAAAUUAUCCAAUCAAGAUAUUAUUAUUAUCGGGAAAUCUGAUGCACUUUUAAUUCCUGUGAUAUUACCAAUUCACAAGACAGGUUCUCGUCCCUUCGAGUGCAGUUCCGUAAUUAACGGUGAAGCGAUACAAGAUUUGGAGGCAAUUUUAUGGACUUUAGAUAAAAUCAACGCCGAUCCUGCAUUUCUUCCAGGCAUUGAAUUGGGAAUUGCUGUAAUGGAUACAUGUUCAUCGCCAAUGACAAUUCGUAAGACUUUAGGCAAUUUUAUAGCUAAACAAACAGAGCAAUGGGAUGGCAUCGCUUUAGAUUCUGCUGUAGCGGUGAUAGCUUCUACCGCUUCCUCAGAAGUAGAAGCAGCAGUAACGAUGUUGUCACCAUUUAAUAUCACAUUGAUAUCAACAAAAGACGUUCAGAUUUCGGAAGAUAAUCUUGGAAGUAAUCCCUAUUUAUUUCAAAUAGCUCAGCCAGCAAGCAAUGGUGUUAAAGUCACAAUCGAUUUAUUAAAAUAUUUAGGAUGGUCAUUUGUUUCUCUUAUAUACGAUAAUAAUCCUUCGUACAAAAAUGCGGUGACAGAAUUCAAGAAACUGGCUGCUCAGCAGCGAAUCUGUUCUGCUAUUGAUGUAUCGUUAGAAAACAUUACUGUUACAGAUACUGUUAUAGAAUUAGCUAAGGCAAAAGAAAAAGGUGGUAGAGCCGUAGUAACUUGGUUAUCCGAGUCAUCUAUUCGUGCAAUUUUAGACGAAAUUAAAAUCUCAAAUGAUUUUUAUCCCGGAGAAAUUCUAUGGAUUAUUAACGGAGAUUGGAGUGAAAAUUGGAACAUUGUUAAAGAUAGAGAAUUAUUCGCUUCUGGAGCUUUAUUGAUUCGACCUCAAAGAAUUGAUUUCGAGGAAUUUUCGUCAUACUAUCAAAAACUCACACCGAACAAUAAUGCAAGAAAUAUUUGGUUUUCUGAAUAUUGGCAACAAAAGUUAGGAUGUUCCGAUACGGAAUGUUCUCCUCUUCCUUAUUACUCAACUUCGAGCAGUUCUUAUAGCAGUCAAGCUGUUAUUGCCUUAGCUGCAGGGUUAACACGUCUUAGAGAUUAUUUAUGCUCAACUGAGCGUGGUUUAUGUUCCAGAAUGUUACACCACCAUCAACUUCGACCAGCUAUCAGUCAAUAUAUUCAAUAUACUGCUUCAGGAAAUCCUGAAAAUUCAGACAAUCUUUUCACUUUUACAUCAACUGGUUAUGGUAAUAUACCGUUUGACAUUUUCUUUUUUAGAAGAUCUGCCUUACAGAGUUACAAUUAUAGAAAAGUGGCUACUUAUCAUAAUGGUUUGAUAAAUAUGACAAAUCUGGUGACACACAAUAUCGAAGGACAAGAGAUCCAGUUUGACGAUCAACGGUCAGAAUGCAUCGCUGACUGUGGACAUUGUUUCAAUGGACCAGUCGAUUGGUUAUUUUCGGAUUCUCCUGAUCGUCUUUACAUCGCAGCUACAAUCAGUGUCCACAAAUCUUCAAGCAAUCCACUUCAGUGUGGUCCUUUGACAUCGACUAGUAUCCAGAACGUAGAAGCUUUUCUCUGGGCUUUAGAUCAACUCAAUAUGCAUCCUGAUAUUUUACCAGGAAUUCACAUGGGAGCUUUAUUAUUGGAUAGUUGCAGCAGUCGCGAGAAAACUGCUCGAGAUGUGUCAAAUCUUUUCAGUCAUUCCUUAAUAUCUCCAUCAGAAGAUGUAAAAUUACCAUCGACUAAUGAAAUCGUUGGAUUUAUAGCAGGCGAUCAUUCCAUUAAUGUUAUAGAUCCCGUUGUUGAUGUGACAGUACCAUUAAACAUAACUACGGUGGCACCUGCAGCUUCCCAUUCGAUCUUUAACGAUUUGGAACGUUAUCCUUCGCUGUUACGUCUUUCUCCUCCAAACAAUAUAUUAGCGGAUGGAAUGAUUAGUGUAUUAAAGCAUUUUCACUGGACUUACAUAUCACUCUUAUACGGAGACGAGCAUUUAGAUUUAUACAAUGCAUUUAUCAGUAUGGCCCAACAGAGAGGAAUUAUUUUAGCUUUGAAUGAAAAAAUAACGUCUUCCAGCAGUUCUUCCUUAGAAGGAGUAGUUAGCCGGUUGCAAUGGAAACAAAAACAAGGAUCUAAAGUCAUAGUAGUAUUGUUAAAUUCCAAUCAUCUCGAUCGACUUCUAACAGUUGUCGAAAAUUAUCCCGAUUUUGGACAUCCAAUAUGGUUUGCACCCGAAACCAUUCACGUUUUCUAUCGUCAUCCAGAAUUAUCUUUAGGAGCUAUUAGCAUUCGAUCCGAAUCGUCACCUGUUCCCAGCUUUAUGGAUUAUUUUGUUAAUCUUCACAUUCGAAACAAUACUCGAAACUCUUGGUUUAGCGAAUAUUGGGAGAAAAAGUUUAAAUGUCGGGGUUCAUCUUGCUUUAAUAUUGGAAUCGAAGAGAGCAGACAAGGAACUUUCCUUCAAGACGUUCAGAUACCAGGAAUAAUAAAUGCAGUUUUUACACUGGCUCAAGGUUUGGAGAAAGUCAGACAGCAAGUUUGCCCUACUAAAUUGAGAGGAGUCUGUCAUCAAAUGAAAAAUAUGGAAAAUUUAAGACAAUUAAUAAUAGAAAAUAGCAAGAAAUUAACUUUUAUAGGUAUCGAUAAUAAAAUAGUUAGAUUUAGAAGCCACAAUUAUAAUCCUGGAUCAUUCGAUAUUUAUAAUUUUAUGGAAGUUGGAAGCAAUGCUCAAGCUUUUGUAACGAUUGGGCGUUUCAACGAGGACGAAGGCCUUCAUAUCAAUGCAUCAAGAGGAAGAGGCUACAACGAUGCAAAAAAGCAGGUUUCUUUAUACAAUAUCCGUUCCGUCUGCAAUAAUACAGAAGAUUGUCCUCCUGUUAAAAGUAAACCGACUGAUAUCAUGGAAAUUUUACCAGCCGAAGGCACUUCUUUUGUGAUUGGUGCUAUAGCUCCCGUUCAUAGAUCUGGAUCGACAUUCUUCUCUUGUGGACAACUGAAUAACGAACAGAUAUUUCAAAAUAUAAUAGCUCUUUCAUACGCAAUUAACCAAGUUAACAAGAAUUCCACCAUUUUGCCAAAUAUUAAAUUAGGUUUGACCAUAUUCGACUAUUGCAAUCGUUAUCAGAAGGCGGAAGGUAUGCUUUAUAACUAUUAUUCUGAAGAUGGAGAUUUGAAUCAUUCAAGUCCCAAAUCACUUUUGGCCGCUUUGACCUUCGAUAAUGAAGUAGCAGAGAUAAUUUCCCCUAUAGCAGAAGCUGUUAACAUUACACAAAUAAUCAUUCCCGCAGUUUCGGGAAAGAAAAUGGAAGCCGAAUCAUUAUUAUCAACGACUUCAUCACCAUCGGUUCUCAAUCAAAUAAAAAUAAUUACGAAAAUUUUACUUACUUAUAAUUGGAGAAGUGUUUAUCUUAUUUACAGCGAAGAUGAAUUUGGAAAAUUUGGAAAAAAUGAAUUUACUGUUACAGCUAAGAAUAAUGAUAUAUGCAUUUCUGGAAUGUUAGAAGUAGAUGUUGAUAAAUCUACUUUAGAAUUAAUAGAUAUUUUCCAAGAAAAUAUUCAAAAUAAAAUCGGUGUAGUAAUUUUACUUACAGAAGAUACCGAAAUAGUUAAAAAAGUAGCAGAAGCUUCUAUGCAUCAUUCUAUUUUAAAUAAUACUCAAUGGAUUAUUACUGAUGGUUGGUCAAAAGAGAUAAUCACGCACGAUAAAACUAUCGUGAUAAAAACAGAUAAUAAGGAAGUACCCGAUUUUAAAAAAUACAUUAGCAGUUUGAGUUUAGGUAAACAUGAUUCCAUUCCCGAUCAAUGGUUUGAAGAAUUUUGGCAGCGUAAAUUUCAAUGCCGUUUAUCAUACAGUAAAAGUAUUCAAAUUCAGUAUCAGACGGAAUGUAGCAGAGAAGAGAGACUUAACGAAGAGGAAAUCAAUCAAGCAAAGUUCGUUUCUCAAACAAUCGAUUCAGUUUACGCAGUGACUAAUGGUUUAAAGAAAUAUCUGAAGAAGUAUUGCUUAUGGGCUGGAGCUUCAGUUGGAAUUGAUGAUUGCGGAGUAGAAGCAAGAAUGCAUUUAGCUAAAGCCAUUCAGGAAGAAAUUUCGAGUUCUGAAAACGGCUGCUCAGAUUGUGACAAUUCGAUAGUUGCCUUUGGAUUUCAAAUAUAUCAAAUAAGAAACGUUUCUUCUACCAAUCAAAUAUUUAAGGUUGGAUAUUGGAAAGGUCAAGAACUUGUACUGAGAAAAGACGAGAUUAAAGUGAAAACCAAUAUGAUUUAUAAAUGCCAACAUGAUCAAAUCGGUGCAAAAGAACGACAAAAAUCAUGGAUGUUGAAAGAUUCUAUAUUUUCCAACUUCAAAACACUCUGGGGAAUAAUUUUAACAUCCCUUUCUUUAUUGGGUAUAGUGUUAGUUAUCAUCUGCGCUCUUUACUUUUUGGUGUCUUUUCCUGUUACUGUUGGAACCACGGUUCUCGGCUAUAUGGUACUCUUUGGCCUUCUUAUACUCUACACUGUAAACUUUGCAUUUAUUGUCUCACCAACAGAAAGUACUUGUGGCAUCAGAAGAUUUACUCUGGGUUUAGCUUACUCUAUUAUAUUCUCGGGGCUUCUGGUAAAAGUCAUCAAUAUGUGGAGAAUGAUGGGUUAUCACGGAAACAGAAUGCUAAAUGAUGGAACCAAAUUAUCUAGUCCCGCAGGACUAUUAGUAAUUGCUGUAGGGCUUGUACUUAUACAAAUCAUUCUAACUGCGGCCUGGUUAAUUUUAAUUCCUCCGAAAAUAGGAUUAUACAAUGGAGUGUGGAGAUGUUCUCCACCGUCUACAUCCGAAGAAGAACUCGUCAUAUCGUUGGUUUAUGUAAUGCUUUUGCUAUUAAUCACUAUCCUUUUCUCUCUCCUGACUUGGAAAUGCCAAGACAACAACAGGGAAUCACGAUGGAUUUUAGCUUGUUGCUUAUUUGUAACCGCAAUAUGGAUAGCGUGGACGAUUCUUUGGACUCAUUUACCGUUAAGAUAUCGAGAUGCCACAACCGUCAUCGCCAACUUAAUCUGUGCCACGGCUGUUAUGUUGUUGCUGUAUUUAAGGAAAGUAUAUCUGUAUAGCAAACUCACCAGACAAGCGAGAGAUAGAGAGAUGACUGCGAGUCUUCAACCCUCUACAUAUGCCCCAUCUCUUUACGGAACAUUACAGAAGAGUAACAUAACUGCAGUACUUUACGGUUCUCAAGCAUCUCUAAAUGGUAAAAUGUAUGGGGGAGGAAGUCGCAGUAGAAGUGCUUGGUUUACAGAUGAUGCAAAGAGCGAUAGUUCCGGUUCGGUUCAAGUUCAAGCAACAGAUUUGUAUCCGCUCGACAUGUACGAUGGAGGAAGCCAAUUUCAACCUAUUUAUGGAAAUAAACAUCUUAUGAUGGUGGAUGAUAGCGUAUCGUUUGCUAGAUGAGUUACCAUCAUCCAUCAUUUGUCACAAACUCGCUCAAGAAAAAAAAAAUCCAUUUUUACAUCAAAAUUUAAUGAAAUUACGAACUUUAUAUAAAGUUUACAUCUUUUUAUACUAUAUACCAAUUUAAUAUACGUUGUUUUGUAAAUAAAUAUGUGACGAAAUAUAUUUUUUUUUGUUGCAUUUAACUUAAAAUAUUAUAGUUUUUCUAUAAGUAUUUUUAUUCUGAUUUGCGUUAGAAUUUCUGUAAUGUUCGACGUAUUGUUACAAUGUAUCAAUAGAUUUACCGAAUAAAACUUUUAGCGUUU
Centruroides sculpturatus (bark scorpion) is the source of this 7430-nucleotide messenger RNA. RefSeq lists its product as uncharacterized. The record is from RefSeq and is a predicted model, not a curated record. Gene Ontology annotation, biological process: regulation of synaptic transmission, glutamatergic; G protein-coupled glutamate receptor signaling pathway. Gene Ontology annotation, molecular function: group II metabotropic glutamate receptor activity. Bases 175 to 7125 code for a protein of 2316 amino acids. NCBI's taxonomy places the organism in Eukaryota, Metazoa, Arthropoda, Arachnida, Scorpiones, Buthidae. Gene Ontology annotation, cellular component: membrane. The transcript is spliced from 13 exons.